AUGACAAUAUUCCUUGGAGAUGCUGUAAAGGCGGGCGAGGAUGGAAUGAACCGUUGGAUCACAAUGGUCCGAAACGCGAGUUGCGUAGAUAUUUGUAGUGUUGUACUCGUAGGGACGGUGAUCAAACCCUUAAUCCCCGCUUCUUGGACCAUAACCCCUAUGCCUUUUCUCUAUUCUCCGUCCCCAAACGAAGUAUUGUCUGUGUCUUCCUCCUGGUUCCCUAUCCCAAAGCUGCCCUUCUUCUUUCUCUCUGUCUCUCUCUACGUCAAAGUUUCGUCGGUUAAUUUGAAAGGUGUUGGGCUGAAGAGGGUCUCCAUUCCUUACAUUCAAGAUUGUGUAGACAAUUCGUUUGGACAACAAGGGGAACCAAAUCAAUUCAAUUCCAAGCUGGAAGCUGAAAACCUUGGCAUUUCAGAACAAACAUCAGAUUCAUAUACUGAAAAGGAAAAAAUUGCACUCUCGAAACCUACAUUGACCAAGAAACCAAACUCGGACUCUUGUGGUUCAAAACAGUUUUUGUCUAGUGAUGUUGUUCUUAAUUAUCGUAGGUCAAUCACUGACCUUCCACCAGCCUUGUUAUCCGAAAUUCUGAAUUUCCUUGACCCAAAAGAGCUAGGUGUGGUUUCAUGUGUAUCAACGUAUCUCUGUAGGAUUGCGUCUGAACACCAUGUUUGGAAGGAUUUUUAUUGUGAGAGAUGGGGAAAUUCAACAGUUCCAACAUCUUUGGGUUCAGGAGUUUCUGAUGAGAAGUCAUGGAAGGAAUUUUUUGUGGAAAGGGAGUUUAGGAGUAAGACUUUUAUGGGACGUUAUAGCAUUGAUGUUAUGUAUGGCCAUAAUGAAGCUGUUCUUACAGUUUUCCUUUUGGCUUCCGCAAAGCUCAUAUUUACUGCGGGGUAUGACCAAACUGUAAAAAUGUGGAACAUGGAAGAAGGGUUGUUGAUUGCAUCUUCAAGAUCUCUUGGUUGCACUAUCCGUGCAGUUGCUGGAGAUACCAAACUGUUGGUUGCUGGUGGUACUGAUGGCUUUAUCCAGUGUUGGCAGGCAGUGGAAGGCUUUCCGCACUUGUUUGAUAUUAAGGGUCCUCAAAACCAGAAUACCGAGUUUCGACUAUGGGAGCAUGAGGGGCCCAUAACUUCUCUUGCCUUGGAUCUUACCAGGAUUUAUAGUGGUUCCUGGGACAUGACUGUUCGUGUAUGGGAUCGUUUUUCACUGAAGUGCAUAAAGGUUUUGAGACAUAGUGAUUGGGUUUGGGCACUUGUUCCUCAUGAUCUUACAGUUGCUAGCACAUCGGGUUCAGAUGUUUGUAUUUGGGAUACUAGUAGUGGGAGACUGAUGACCAUUAUUCAUAGUGCUCAUGUUGGUAACACCUACUCUUUGGCACGAAACCACACAGGGGAUUUUCUAUUUACCGGAGGGGAUGAUGGUGCAAUACACAUGUACGAAAUCACUAGUCAUGGCCUUGAGACUAAUGCAUUACUUGUUGCGACUUGGGUUCCUCACUCAGGUUGUGUCUAUUCCCUUGCGUUUGAGUUUCCAUGGCUUGUUUCUGCUUCUGCUGAUGGGAAACUCGCACUAAUUGAUGUGAGAAAGCUUCUAAGGACUAGAAAGCAUGAUUCAGGGAAACGUUUUUCAUGUGUUAAGCUCGUGGACCGCAGUAGCGUGGAACCCCCACAGAGGAUGUUACAUGGAUUUGGGAAGAAUCUCAUGUCAGUGGGCAUUGGUGCUGAUCGUAUUGUAUGUGGAGGCGAUGAAGGUGUUGUUAGGAUCUGGAACUUCACUGAAGCUUUGGAGAUUGAGCGGAGGGUUUGUGCUUUAAAAGCAAUACGGUUGGAGAACCGGAUGAGGCGGCGUAAGCUCCAUUUAGAAAAUAGCAGCAAAGGCAGUAGAAAUGAUCAAUGUUCAGUUGCAGCCAAGAAGAAUCCAGUCACUGGUGACAGGAGUGGUUGGCACAGUAAACGUGCAUUGAGCGGCAAGCUGAAGUCAUAG
Prunus armeniaca (apricot) is the source of this 1986-nucleotide messenger RNA. The record is from the annotation of a GenBank genome assembly. NCBI's taxonomy places the organism in Eukaryota, Viridiplantae, Streptophyta, Magnoliopsida, Rosales, Rosaceae.